This is a messenger RNA of Monoraphidium neglectum, 486 nucleotides long. RefSeq lists its product as hypothetical. The coding region runs from base 1 to 486 and encodes 161 amino acids. The transcript has a single exon. The record is from RefSeq and is a predicted model, not a curated record. NCBI's taxonomy places the organism in Eukaryota, Viridiplantae, Chlorophyta, Chlorophyceae, Sphaeropleales, Selenastraceae.
AUGGCUGCAGGAGCCCGUACAGCGCGCCUGCCGCUCGCCGUCGCUGCAGGGGCGGACUGGCGCUCUCCCUCGCCAAAGCCGCUGCAGCAGCACCAGCAGCAGCAGCACCAGCAGCUGCGCGAACCCCUGCAAUGGUGGCGUUCGUGGCGCCUGUGGCAGCUGCGGCGCGACGGCGGCAGCGCGGGCGCCGCGGGCGCGACCCCCAGCAGCAUCGACCAGCGGGCGCUCGACGCCGAGCUCGCGGCGCAUGCGCGCUUCUACGCCGCCGCCGCCGCCGGCGCAGAUGGGAGUUAUGAGGACUAUCAACAUGACCACGACGACUUGCCGCCCGUGGCCGAGAUCGUCGCCGGGACAGACGAGCCCGCGCCCGAGGCGGACGGGGCGGCGACGCCGGGCGAGGCGGGGGCGGCGGCGGCCGGCGGCAACCAGGCACCCGAGCCGGCGGCGGACCCCGAGCCGGAGGACGCCCGGCCUGCCGCGUCGUGA